AACAAUCAGUCAGAGAUUAAAUUGUUUGAUUAACAACAACAACAAAAGAAAAGAGAAAAUGUUUUGUUCUUUUCUGUUGUCAAUGGUAACCCUUUUGCUCUUUCACCCGUUUGUUGAUUUUAAGAAGAAAAUCAAACGAUCACAGUUUAAUUGUUUUCUUUUUAAACAAUUAAUUCUAUUGAUUACUUGUUUCACCCUUUUAUUUGAAAGUGUUAAUUGUUUUCAAGUUUACUCUGAAUUGGUUAGCCAAACAUUUAAAAACAAUGUCAGGUUUAUCUGUAUUAGUGAAUGUGAUUCCGCUAUUCUGAGUUUCACCUUGUCUAGGGAACUUGGAGAUCGGAAUUUAAUUGUUACGUUGAAACGUGAAUUUGGACCCAAAUUACAAUCACAUAACCCAUUAAGUUGUAGUUACAUUGUUUCAUCUUUACCUUCACCCUCUCCAAUUUUCAUUGAUCCUGGUGACUUUUUAAGUGGUUCCAUUGACCGUUGUCCUCAUGAAAAAUCAGUUGCUGGAAAAAUUCAUAAUGGUUCUCAAUCUAUUUUUUUUGAUAGGCUCUUUGGUGAACAACUUAUUACAUGGGCUAAAAGAGAUCCAUCAGAUCCAUUUACUUAUUUUCCAACGGAAAAACCUCAUAACUAUUCAAAGACUUCCAUUAAUCCAGUUGAGGUGAAAGGUUAUGUAACUCACAGCAAAUCUGUCCCUUACCAUUUAAAGGUUGUAUUCAUUUGGUAUUCAAGGUUAGCAAAUGCGUUUGGUAACUUUGAUGCUUUGGUCAUUCAAUCGAAUCUACUUAUUAAGAUGGUCAAUACACUUUUCAAACCGUUAAAUGUUAUCGUUACUCUGAUGGAUGUUCUCAAUUCUACUGUGCAAGAAGAAGUUCCAAAAAAUUCUUCUGAGUUUGAUGCUCUGAUUCUAUUCCAAAAAAUAAGACGCGAUCAUUUCCUGCCAGAAUUUGAAAAUUUUACGACCAUUUUUAUUGUAUCUUCUUCUUUUAAUGGUUACAUUGGGUUUUCUCCUCUUGGUGCGAUCUGUAAUCCAAAUGACAAUGCAAUUUGGAUCAGUUGGUCAGCUAAUGUUACCAGAGUUUCUGCCUCAAUUGUCCAUGAACUUGGGCAUAACCUUGGCUUUAAGAAUUUGACCUCAGAACAAAAUGGGACGAGUUCAAUGCCAAGAUGUAGUAAAUGCGUCACCAUGACAUCUAACUAUGUUACUACUUUUGAUCAUCAAGUUCAUUGGUCUGAAUCUUCAAUAGAAAAAUUCAAAAGCUUAAUUGACACAGGAUAUGGUAAAUGUCUUCUCGAUCCACCGACAAAUUAUUUGACAGCAAGUUGCGGAAACGGGAUCAUUGAGGCUGGUGAAGAGUGUGAAUGGACCGAAUCUCAUCCAGAUUGUUGUCACAAAGAUUUAUGUUUUUUAACGGAAUUUGCAUGUUGUGGUAGUGGCCCCUGUUGUAACCCUUCCGAUUGUCGUCCAUACAAUUUAACUGACCGGUUUAUCUGCAGAGAAAAGGCCGAUCCCUGUGAUUUACCUGAAUAUUGUGAUGGGAAUAGUGAAUUCUGCCCGGAAGAUACAUGGAUUCAUGAUUUUUACAAAUGUGCCGGUGGUCACUGUUUUGAAGGAAAGUGUGUAAGUCAUAAAAAUAGCUGUAAUCGUCUAUGGAAUGAGAAUGUCAACCAAAGUGAUCCGACUUGCUAUAAACUCAAUAUUCUUGGUAAAAUCGGAAAUGAUUGUGGUUACGACAGAAAAACGCAAUCCUUCAUUCCGUGUGCUUGCAAUGAUCAUCUCUGUGGUCGACUUCAUUGUAGUGCAAGUCAGAAUGAUACUUUCCGUUUUCAUGCCUGGAAUACAACUCAUAUUUACACAAAUGACUCAACGACCUUGUGUGCAUCGUCCAUAAGUAACGUUUACCCAAAAGAUCCCGGUAUGGUCCCUAAUGGUGCAGCCUGUGGAGAAGAUAGAGUUUGUUUCAACACUCAUUGUCUUCCUAGACAUACUUUACCCACAUACUUUACGCCAUAUUGCUCAGAUGAUCUUAUACCCGACAAUCAAGACCAAUGUCGCUGUCCUAAUGGCUUUAGUGAUUCUAAAUCCUGUAUCCAACAAAGCGAACUCAAUGAUACCCUUGAGAUAAUAACACCAGAAAUUAUUAACGCUUGUCGUUCAUUAAUGCAUGCAAAUUACGAGAAGCUUAAAAGUGAGAAUUCCUCCCAAUUUGAUCUGAAAGUUUUUGCUAUUUUCUUUGGUAUUGCAGUUUUAUUUAUUAUAUUUGUCGUAUUCUGUAUCCUUUGGCUUCAUUAUCACCCGAAUAUAAAAAGGCAAUUCACCGUAUCAAGAACACCAGACCUUUCUGAAAAAGAAAACGGAGAAGAAUCUGAAAAAAGAAUAGCCCUGAACUCGUAUUAGAAAAUUCGACUCACAUUUGUACGGAUAUUGACUCGAGUUCAUCAUAUCUUAAUCAACAUAGUUCUCAAUUAACUCUUUUUUAUUACUAUUCUAUAACCUCUUGACCAAAAAUUGUUGAUCAAAAAUUUAUUUUCUUCAUCAUUAUUCUUGUUAACUCAGUUAAAAGAUACCAAACCAAAUGCAAUUAUUAAUAAUCAUGAUUGAUGAAAAUCAAAUCAGAUUAUCUAACAAUUUCUAUUGGGAAAAUAAGCAAUAUUAACUUAAUUUCUCUUAAUUAUCCAAAAUGAUCAUCAAUUUUUAUUAUUAACUCCUUGACAAUCUCAUCCAUCCUCUCAAAUUUAAUGAAUAUUUUUUUGUAUAACUGAUCACUUACAUCAUUUUUUACAAGUUUUCACCCUGUAA
Panonychus citri (citrus red mite) is the source of this 2806-nucleotide messenger RNA. RefSeq names its product zinc metalloproteinase-disintegrin-like cobrin. Bases 59 to 2404 code for a protein of 781 amino acids. The record is from RefSeq and is a predicted model, not a curated record. Gene Ontology annotation, biological process: membrane protein ectodomain proteolysis. The transcript is spliced from 2 exons. NCBI's taxonomy places the organism in Eukaryota, Metazoa, Arthropoda, Arachnida, Trombidiformes, Tetranychidae. Gene Ontology annotation, molecular function: metalloendopeptidase activity.